Molecule: messenger RNA, 1308 nt
Organism: Funneliformis mosseae
Lineage: Eukaryota; Fungi; Glomeromycota; Glomeromycetes; Glomerales; Glomeraceae
Source: the annotation of a GenBank genome assembly
AUGUUGUCAGAGUCGAACGGUCCUUUAAAUGCAAGCAACAAGGCUCCUUCAACAGAGGGACGUGAUCCUGCCUAUUUUUCGUAUUAUGCCAUGCUCCAGCAUCAGCAAAAUAUGCUUCAAGAUACAGUACGAACUUCCACUUACCGCUCGGCAAUACUUUUGAAUGGUCCUGUAUGCUUUCAAGACAAACUAGUCUUGGACGUUGGUGCUGGCUCAGGGAUCCUAUCAUACUUUGCGGUUCAAGCUGGAGCGCGUAAAGUAUUUGCAGUUGAAGCUUCAAAUAUGGCCGAGAAAAUGCAAAAGGUUGUUGAUGCUGCUAAUUCUUCAGAUGCCGAAGCCUUGGGAAAGAAUGCUUUCUUAAAGGAUAAGAUUGAAGUCGUUCAGGCCAAGAUUGAACAACCAAAUCUUCCAAUUCCGCAAGUCGACACGAUUAUUUCUGAACCUAUAGGGGUUUUGUUGAUUCAUGAGAGAAUGCUUGAAAGUUACCUUUAUGCUCGAGAUCAUUAUUUAAAACCUGGAGGUACCCUUUUUCCUUCAACUGGAUCGAUAUUUCUUGCCCCUUUUACAGAUGCUGCUUUGUGGAGUGAGACUAUGAGUAAAGCGAGGUUUUGGGAACAACCAUCUUUUUACGGUGUAGAUUUAACUUCAUUAUAUACCGAUGCUAAAGAUGAAAUGUUUGGUUUCGAUCCACGUACCUUAAUUGCACCAGCUAACCCAGGAGGAUUUAUUAUUGAUUUCUAUACAAUAAAAUUAGAAGAAUUACAAGAUUUUACAGUACCAUUUAUUUGGCAAGCAUCAUAUACGGGAAUUGUUCAUGGUAUAGCAGGAUGGUUUGAUUUACAAUUUUCACCACCAGCCACGAUACCAAAUGGUAAUCCAGUUACCAUGACAACAAACCCAUCGGCGGAGAGAACACACUGGCAACAAGUAAGAUUUUUAUUAAAGGAACCGUUAGCGGUUAACGCAGGACAAACUAUACAAGGAUGGAUGAGAUGUGUAGUAAAUGAAAUGAGAUCAUAUACUAUAGAAGCUGAAAUAUUAUUAAUAAAUGAUGGAACCGGUCAAUUGUCAGAUCCGUUGUCAUCCCCAUCACCUAUACUUCACCUGGAUUUUAAUAGAAGAAGAAAUAAAUGGAAGUUACAUGAACAAACCUACAAUUAUAAUUAUUAUCCACAAACUGGUAAUGAUAACAUUUUUAGACCUGAAUAUAAUUGUUUAUAUGAACCCGAGCAACCUUUAGAUGUUACGGUCGUUGUUGAAAAUAAUAAUUUGUUGGAUGAUACUACUAAUAAUCAAUUUGUCCUUUAA